Messenger RNA from Acanthosepion pharaonis, 1176 nucleotides. The record is from the annotation of a GenBank genome assembly. Lineage: Eukaryota; Metazoa; Mollusca; Cephalopoda; Sepiida; Sepiidae.
AUGUCACCUUACCGCAGCGCCUCUGUGUCAAUGCAUCCUUCAGCAUUGAACCUCAGUGACAAUACCCUCUUCCGGCAGAGUCCCAGUUUGAAUGGGCCCUUCGAGAAAAGUCUCAUUGUCAGUGAACUCUUCCUGCAGGGCCUCAAUAUCAAUGCCUUCUUCCCGCAGGGUCAGAGUGAAAAAUGUCCUCUUCCCACAGGGUCUCAGUUUAAAUGGGCCCCUGCAGUAUGUGUCAAUGCCUUCUUCCCGCAGGAUCUCAGUGACAAUGGCCUCUUCCCGCAAGGUCUCAGUUUCGUUGGACCCUUCCAGUUGCAACACUAUCUAUCUAUCUUAGCUAGUUAUCUCAAUGUCUUCAUAUCUAUCUAUCUAUCUAUCUAUCUAUCUGUUGUAUGGCAACGUGGUUCAGAUAUUCAUUUGAUUAAUAAUAAUCGAUUAAUGUCUACCGUUUCAUUAUUCUUCAGUAAAAGGAACUGUGUUUGUCAUGUACGUCGGAUGCUGGUGCGGUCACAGACUUUUUGCUACUCUUCGAAGAAUCUACACUGUGACCGUUGGACGGCAAAUGUGACGUCACUUCCGCCACGCGCCCGCGUUUCUCAUCGGAAGGCGAAUACUGCUUCUUAUCGGCAUUGUGAGACCCACCAGCGUCGGAAUCCAGAUUACUUUCAGCACCGUCUUCCCCGAUUUCUUCUUUUCGGUUAUUUCUUUUCGGAGAGUCUGCUGCCUCCGUACUUAACUCCUCUCCGCCAUUAUUAUUGGCGGUGGACUGAUGAUGCUGCUGCUGAUGAUGCGUUUUACUUAGAGAAGGUCGCUUAUGCACUUUACUUUCUUCAUAACAACACAUUUCUCUCUCUCUCUCUUCAUCCCCUCUCUCUCUCUUUAUCUAUCUAUCUAUCUAUCUAUCUAUCUAUCUAUCUAACACAGUCUUUCAUAUCUAUCUACCUCAAUAUUUCCAUUAUCUAUCUAUCUAUCUAUCUAUCUAUCUAUCUAUCUAUCUAUCUAUCUAUCUAUCUAUCUAUGCUUGCUCUUUCCUUCCUUCCUUCAUUUCUAUCUAUCUAUCUAUACUUGCUCUUUCCUUCCUUCCUUCCUUCCUUCCUUCCUAUCUAUCUAUCUAUCUAUCUAUCUAUCUAUCUAUCUAUCUAUCUAUCUAUCUAUCUCUUUUCCCGCUUGUUUAUUUGA